Molecule: messenger RNA, 1104 nt
Organism: Drosophila subobscura
Lineage: Eukaryota; Metazoa; Arthropoda; Insecta; Diptera; Drosophilidae
Exons: 2
Coding region: 145-1089 (314 amino acids)
Source: RefSeq, a predicted model, not a curated record
UUCUAAAUUCUAAAAUGAGAUAAAUUUCGUACAAAAUUAUAGUUUUUUUGCAACUUUUAGCAUCUCUUUGGGCAUCUAAAUUCGACAACUAAAUUAUUUUUGAGCAAAAGGGCAACAGGAGGAGGUUUAAAAGCUUGCGGCACGAUGACACAGCGACUGAACUUGACUCACAUACUGCAGAAUCAACUGAACGAGGAGCGUGUGCAGGGCGGUGGCUUGUUCCAUCUGGGCAGAUCCAGCAAGAAGGAAAAUAUGCUCAAAUCGAAUGUACAGAGCCCCACGGAUGAAUAUUUUGCGCAGAAACCGGAUGUGAUAAAGACCUUUGACCAUAUGGUAGCGAACAUACACUCCACCAUGAAGGCUACACCACCGCCGCGCAAGGCAGUUCCCGCGAUACCAGCGCCCAUUGCAGUCAUUCCGAAUGCGCCGCCACAGAAGCAGACGAUCGUUCGCAAGCGGAACAAGUCCGCACGCAGCAAGUGCCUCCGCAGCAAGUCCGUUGCCCGCUUCAAGGGCGGCAGUGCCAGCUCCACGGGCGUCAUUACCUCCUACAAAACGAAAACUCUGCCCAUUGCGGAUAUGAAGGCCGAUCUAGACCAGAAGGUGACGCGCAUGAUGCGCCGCGGAUUGAACGAUUUGGGCGGCAAGACGUUCACCAAUCAGCGACGCAUACGCGAGGUGUUGCAGCAGAAGGUGAUGCUGGAGCAAAUGCUGUUGCAGCAUCGGCGGCUGCAGCGCGACAGGCAGACCAUCGCGCUGGACAUACAGCGGAUGAGGCAGGAUCUGGACAAGAUACGCAACAAGUUGGACACGUCGCUGCAGAGCCUGCAGUCCACGCGAACCAUCUCGGGUGGCAUUGCCAAGGCCAAGAAGACGCCCAUCAUGAAGAUGGUCAGCGUGUCCACCACGGGUCGUCGGCCGUUCAGCGCCGCCUCCUCGGGCCGUCGGUUGUUGAGUGCUGCCGUUGCAGCCACUGCUGCAGUAACCUCGCCCAAUAACCAUUCGAGUGGCUUCGUUCAUAAGCGACGAAUGUCCGUGCGUUCGACCAAGAAGCGGAACGUAAGUCGCAGUCCAGCAAAAAAAGGAUAAGUCAUGACAAGCGGC